AUGUCUGUAACGGACAGAGGCUUCAAAAUUGCCUACAAAGCAAAGGAACUGGGUUGACUAAAACGAGAUCUUCAAAGGUAUGCAAACAAUUCAUACGAAUCUGUAGACAACCCCAGAAUCUCAUUGCAAGACAUCGACGCUAACGAUAACAUGUCUUCCCAUCAGAAUCUGCUGAAUGGAGAAAAUUUAGCAAGGUUACUGCGUAUUGGCACCUGGAUCAAUUACUUGUCCGAUGUAGAGGCGGGUGGGGCCAUUGUGUUCCCACUCCUCAAUGUGACCGUUUGGCCCACAAAAUACUCGGCAAUAUUUUGGCACAAUUUGCACAAAUCAGGUCAACUCGAUGGACAGACACUACACAGCGGGUGUCCUGUACUCGUGGGACACAAAUGGAUUGCCACCAAAUAA
This is a messenger RNA of Oppiella nova, 405 nucleotides long. The record is from the annotation of a GenBank genome assembly. Lineage: Eukaryota; Metazoa; Arthropoda; Arachnida; Sarcoptiformes; Oppiidae.